CGUCAACGCGUCAGGAAUUCUAACAACCACGGUUGGUGGUUUCAAUAUGACAGCAUGAGAACGUUUGUCGACGAUUCCGAUGAUGGUGGAGGUGACACAGUUAGCGAGAGUCAGUCGCCUGUGUCUGCCAAAGGAAACCCAGCCGAAAUAUGUGAAGUCGAAGAGACGCAAGAAGCAGCUUGUGCAGGUCUCGGACAUUCCGUUGAGGCCUUCACACCCCUCGUCGAACAUAUCACUCCUCUGAGACCCUCGAGUAAACGUAGGAGAACGAUCAACGGCCACGUUACUGAUAGCUCUCCUACCAAGCGGUUGGAAAGAAGUAAGACCAUGCGAACUUAUGGAAAGCCAACGCAGCAUAGAGCUGCAGAUUAUUCAGAGAUCAAUGAGACUUUUCGAAGAACACAGUUCACCCAGGGGGAUACUUCGGCCAUCAAGUCUUCGAAUCAGUCGAGAAAUCCAAGUAGCCAGACGAUUCAUAGUGAGAUGACCCAAGCCUGGCAUUUACCCGCGUCUCUACAGCAAGAAUUUGCUUUACACGAGCCAAACGCAAUGUUCCCCGACCCAUCAAGCACAGUGCCAGACAACAGCUCGACACAGAAACACCUCGUUCAAGAUGCGAUCGACGCCUUUAGAGCCCCUACAGUCGUGGAGAUUUCUGUGACAGAUUUCACUACCCAGAAGACGAACGAAUCCUCCGUGCCGUGGUCAGACUACCUUCAGACGCAACCUGCAGAACCUGCCAAAACCCCGACGAACGCUGCAGCCCCAGAACCCCCUUCUACAACAGACCACACAGCUUUUCUUGAUACACUACCAAAAUUGAGUGAUUCUUCUACUAGAAAGCGAAAAGCAACUAGUUCUCAGAUCAUUGGGACGCCAGAUCAGGGAGUAGAUUCAAGUCAGACGAAGCACCGGAAAGGCUACGCUAGUAGCACUAUAGAUCCUCUUGAUUCUGAUGAAUUGGCUAUUGAUCUACCACAGGAGAUGUAUAAGCCUAGGCCGAGUCGAUCACGAUCUGCGAGAUAUGCGGACGAUCCAAUUGACUCGUCUGCGACCCUCCAGAGAUUUAGUCGAAAAGUACCCAAGCGCAGCAAGACAAGUUCGGAAUGUGCAACGCACACAAUGCAGCUGUCAUCAUCUGAAAAGAUAGAAAUGAUAUGUGCCAUGGGAUUCACCAGUUCUCAAGCUCAUAACGCUCUACAGAGAUCAUAUGGAAGUCUUGAGAAAGCUGUCGAUCAGCUCUGUAACGUUGAAUCCCAAGGACCGCAUCAAUCUGUCGAGGAAGUAUCUUUUGUUGUCCAGACCAAUGUACAUCCUUCGAAAGAUAUCGAUGAAGCGCAAGUGAAAACUUCGACCGAAGAAGUCACAAGUGUUGCAACUGUAACUGCAACUGGAACUUCUAUCCCUGUGCCACCAAAAGCAGUAGAUGAGCCGACACAGAAAGAAGUCAAAGCCAUCAUUGACUCUGAAGAUGAAGGCGAUAUCGACUCACCGAUUACUGAGAACGCAGAAUAUGUGCUUGCUAAGGAAGCCAAUGGCACCUCGGCUGUAGAAGAGGAUUUAGAUGAAGAGCAGGGAACGGAUGAAGACGCUGCUGUCGAUAUGCGCACGAAGAUGAGGAGAACCAAGUCUAUGCCGGUUCUUGCUGUUCAACGAAAAAAUGAAGGGACGAAAACCAAAAAGCGACGUGGUCGUCCACGAAAGGAAGCGGAAGUCGAGCUCGAGGAUAGUCCAAAGCUCAUCGACAAAGAUUGCGGAAAGACACGUAAAGGUAGGGGCAGACCCCGCAAAAAUGUCGACAUAGUCCUGGAAAAUAUCGAAAGUCUGGUUGAAAAAGAGUUCGACGAAAAGGCCGAAGCUAAGACUGACACGGCGGUCGCAGAAGAAAAGAGCAAAGUUACCACUGCAUUGACGGAGGACUCUCCUAAUCCGAAUGCCGUCCGUACAGUAUUGCAGGCCCACUCACCUCCAUCUACUCCGCCUCAGCAGCUACCUGCGUCAGCGCGGGAUAGACCGGAAAGCAGGCACGGUCCUGAGCUCCUCUCACCGAAGAAGCCGAAAGCUCUGAGUCCUCAUUCGCCAUUGAUGAAAGGCAAGGUCUCAUAUAGAGUGGGAUUGAGCAGGAGGGCUAGAAUAGCCCCGUUGCUACGAAUUGUCAAGAAGUAA
Pseudovirgaria hyperparasitica is the source of this 2166-nucleotide messenger RNA. RefSeq lists its product as uncharacterized. Lineage: Eukaryota; Fungi; Ascomycota; Dothideomycetes; Acrospermales; Acrospermaceae. The record is from RefSeq and is a predicted model, not a curated record. The transcript is spliced from 2 exons. Gene Ontology annotation, molecular function: protein binding; DNA binding. Bases 55 to 2166 code for a protein of 703 amino acids.